Nelumbo nucifera (sacred lotus) is the source of this 1792-nucleotide messenger RNA. RefSeq names its product F-box protein FBW2-like. NCBI's taxonomy places the organism in Eukaryota, Viridiplantae, Streptophyta, Magnoliopsida, Proteales, Nelumbonaceae. Gene Ontology annotation, molecular function: protein binding. The record is from RefSeq and is a predicted model, not a curated record.
GUGACAUACUUUCUUUCUUUGCUUUCUUGUAGUCCUCUCCUCUUUGGAGGUCUUGAAUUACCGGAAACAACAAUCACUUUUUCAUUUUUUGCUUCAAUGCUAAUACCUUGCGAUGAUUUUGUUCCUUUUUCCUAUCGUUUGCUUGUGUUUCUUGACACUUUUCGUAGUCUAGUGCAGAUGUUCUGCUAUAAGCCUAUAAUACUUCUGCUUUGAUUGCUCUUUAUCUUAUUUUUUUUCUUCAUUUUAUCUGAUUAUGAUUGAUCGGUAUAGGUGUUUAUUAUUGCUUUCUUUUCACGUUUAGGCUUUUAGUUUCUUGCUCAGUUCUUGUCCGGAGAUUUUGAUUGACAGAACUCUGUUUAUCUAUAUCUUUUUCUCGCUGUGGCCUGUGGAUUCAAUUGCCUCCUCCUCAAAGUCAUACACACCCAUCGGGCGAUCUGGGCCUCUGGCUUGCUAUUGCGAGAGAAUGAAAUUUAGAUGGAGGAGGGAGGCGAGUUCCGCUGCUGGGAUGAACUAAUACCCGAUGCUCUCGGGCUAAUCUUCAAAAAUCUUUCUCUUCAGGAAAUUCUUACUGUGAUUCCGAGGGUCUGCAAAUCUUGGAACAGAGCAAUAAUGGGUCCCUAUUGCUGGCAAGAGAUUGACAUUAAGGAGUGGAGCCUUCAGUGCCAGCCUGAGCAGCUAGAUCGAAUGCUUAAAAUGCUCAUCACAAGAAGCUGCGGAUCCCUACGCAAACUCUGUGUGUCUGGCCUUCCCAAUGAGCCUCUUCUCUCCUUCAUUGCAGACCAUUCUGCAUCCCUUCAGACUUUGCACCUGCCGAUGAGUGAAAUAAGUGAUUCAAUGGUGGAACAGGUAGCAGGGAGGCUGUCUACCAUCUCUUUCUUGGACCUAAGUUACUGUAAGAAUAUUGGUGCCCGUGCAUUAGAGGCGAUAGGGAAGCACUGUAAAUUGCUGGUUGGGUUGAAGCGUGUCAUGCAUCCAUUGGAGGUGGCUGACAAGAUCUCGCAGAAUGACGAAGCCCAUGCUAUUGCCACCACAAUGCCCAAGCUUAAGCACCUUGAGAUGGCCUACCUGCUCAUUACUACAGGGGGUUUGCUUGAGAUCCUCCUCAACUGUCGGGAACUUGAAUUCUUGGAUGUGAGAGGGUGUUGGGAUGUGAAGCUUGAUGAGAAGUUCCUCAAAGAGAAAUGUCCAGGGCUGAAGGUCCUGGGGCCCCUAAUAGUAGAUUGUUACGAGAGGAAUUACUGGGAUGAUUUCUCGGAUUGCUCAGAUUCUUCUGGUUACUUGGCGUGGGAUUUUGUUGCUGGCGAACUGUAUGAUGGAGAGAUCUCUGAUGGGGUUUGGGAUGAUGAAGAAAGGUUUGGAGGGUUAGAGUUGAGUUUCUAUGAAGGAUUUGGGGAAGAUGUUGCGUUUGGAUGGCCCCAAUCUCCUUGAGGUUUGCUUGCAAGCAAGACUGUUUGUUGCUGUUCUCAAUGGGAGAUUCAAAGAUUCUACCUUUACCCCCUCUAAUCUACUACUUGAGCCAUUGUUACUGCUGCUUGGCUGCCACUUAUAGUAGUUUACUUGGAACCUUCAUUAGCGUUCAAAGGAUGAAAAUGUGACUGAUGGAAAUGAAGUUGUGUGGUCUCUCUACCUUUUCACUCUUUUUUUUUUUUUGCAUAGACUUAUUAACCAAAUAUCACCCAAAAUAAUUGAGUCGAGUAUGAAAUUGCAGUGGGAAUGAAUUGCAAAGAAACAGGGAAAAGUUGGGUUAUUAACUUCUUAUUGCCUUAUUUUAGAUUGUUUCCUUGCGUUUUUA